Messenger RNA from Macrobrachium nipponense, 1805 nucleotides. Its product is annotated as zinc finger protein 239-like. The record is from RefSeq and is a predicted model, not a curated record. Gene Ontology annotation, molecular function: DNA-binding transcription factor activity, RNA polymerase II-specific. The coding region runs from base 515 to 1663 and encodes 382 amino acids. Gene Ontology annotation, biological process: regulation of transcription by RNA polymerase II. The transcript has 2 exons. Lineage: Eukaryota; Metazoa; Arthropoda; Malacostraca; Decapoda; Palaemonidae. Gene Ontology annotation, cellular component: nucleus.
GCACUCUUCAUUUGCAGUGAUCAGCGGAGAACCCAAAGGACCUGCUCAUGCAGCUCCUCCUGCAUACAUGAGGGGCUAGACAGCCACAUGGGAGGCUUCAAUUCCCCUCUAUACAUGCGAGGUAUUGAAUUCCACAUUGGAGGUCAGCUUGACAGAGACGAGACCUGACUACAAGACUGAUGUGAGGUACUCUCUCCGGUUGCAAUAUCAUCUAACGAAUUGAACAAAUAGUUUCAGGAUGACUACCAAGAAGAGGGAGAAUAAAAACUACAGAGCUUUGAAGAAUUAUUAAGGCCAACUCUAGAUUGAUUCUUGACAUCACCACACCAAACAUUAGAGAAUUUUGGCUGAUUAUCUUCCACCAUAGUUGGAGUCUUAAUGUUAGUGUAAUUUACUGAGAAACUUGAGAUGAUGCGCGUAUGUCCUUUUACAACUGUGAUCAAGGAUUUAGAAGUUUUGCCAGACUUUUCUGUAACUGUGUGCUUGAAAAUAAAUAUAGUAAUCAAGUUUGAAAAUGAAUUCUAAAAUCAAUUCUGCUGCAAACAAAAAAAGUGAUUAUCCAUUGUUAUGUUUACCAAAUAUCAAACAAGAAAAAGAUGUAGAUCAUAAUAAUCAAAACAGUGACAUUUUUUACCAUUUUGUACCAGUUAAGGAUGAGACAGAACUAUCUGGACAUGUUCUAACAGAUGUAGAAAAGGUGAAAAUAGAGAUAGAAGACCAUGAUGACUUUGUGUUAGACACAUGGGAAGUGUGUGCUAAGAAAAUAAAUGAAAAACAACUUGAUAUAAGUUCAAGAGAAAGACUAAACACAUGCAAGGACUGUGGGAAAUCUUUUCAACGGAAAGACGGGCUAAAAAAUCACGUAAGAACUCACACAGAAGAGACACCAUUUGUAUGCAGGCAUUGCAAUAAGACAUUUACUUUACGUUCAUCUCUCAGUCGUCACAUGAUGAUUCAUACAAGAGAGAAAUCAUUCCUUUGCGAAAAUUGUGGGAAAACAUUUCAUACCAGAGAAAGAUUAAAUGCUCAUGUGCAAACUCACAGUGGAGAAAAACCAUACGUUUGUGAGAAAUGUGGCAGGACAUUUCGCCAAAAUGGCCAUCUCAUGAGUCACCUAAGAACUCACACAGGAGAGAAACCCUAUAAGUGUAAGUUAUGUGGAAUGGCAUUUAACCAUACAAGAAUGCUUAGGACUCAUAUGAGUUAUCAUACAGGUGUGCGACCUUUCAUUUGUGAAGAAUGUGGGAAAGCAUUUUCUGAAAACCGUAACCUGAAAAUUCACAUGAGGAUUCACACAGGAGAGAGACCAUAUGUAUGCAUCCAGUGCAGGCAGGCAUUUUCUCACAGUGCCUCUCUUGCUCUUCACAUGAGGAGCCACACAGGAGAGAGACCGUAUGUGUGUAAAUAUUGUGGAAAGGCAUUCAUUGAAAAUGGUACCCUGAGAGAUCACAUACGUACUCACACAGGAGAGAAGCCUUUCAUAUGUGGAGACUGUGGGAAGGCUUGUACACAGAAAAGUAAUUUGAAGGUUCACAUGCGAAUUCAUACAGGGGAACGACCAUUUGUGUGCAGUGUUUGCAGUGAAAAAUUUAUGUACAGUGCAGCCCUUAAACUUCACUUGAGAGUUCACACUGGAGGGAAGGAAUUCCCUUGCAAAGAGUGACGAAUAACUUUCAUCAAAAGGGCAGCUUUGAAAGAUCAUAAAAGAAGUCACUUGAGAGAAACAACAUAGAUUUUGUAAAGUAUUGUAUGAUACUAGUUAUCAGGUUAACACCAUUAUCUUCAUAAUAAAUGUUUUUACUUUG